Messenger RNA from Balaenoptera acutorostrata (minke whale), 1065 nucleotides. RefSeq names its product heat shock transcription factor, X-linked member 3. Gene Ontology annotation, biological process: regulation of DNA-templated transcription. The record is from RefSeq and is a predicted model, not a curated record. The transcript is spliced from 2 exons. Lineage: Eukaryota; Metazoa; Chordata; Mammalia; Artiodactyla; Balaenopteridae. Gene Ontology annotation, molecular function: DNA-binding transcription factor activity; sequence-specific DNA binding.
AUGGCUAGUCAGAGUAGCGACGAGCUGUGUACAGUCACGCUGGGCCCAUCGGCUGACGCAGAGCCAGCAACGUGGGUCCCCUCUCGUGCGUCCCCGGAUCCAAAUGUGGACUCAAGGGAGAGUUCGGAGAAGCAGGGUGACCAAGCCGAGAGCCCAGAUCCUGGCUCCCAAGACAACCCACCACCACAGGGCCCAAACAACGGUGUGGCCAACGAGAGUAUUCUUGAGCUCUCCUUCCCAAGAAAGCUCUGGAGGAUGGUGGAGGAUCCCGCCUUCACCUCUGUGCGCUGGAAUGACGAGGGAGACACGGUGAUCAUCGAGCAAGACCUCUUCCGCAGGGAGGUUCUUCGCCGCAGAGGCGCAGACAGGAUUGUCAACAGGGACAGCUUGAAGACUUUCAUCCGCAAACUGAACCUGUACGGGUUCAGCAAAAUACGCAUGACCAGCCGCCCUCCAGGGAAGAAGAGGCUGAUGUGAUUCGUUUCAUUUCCGAUCUACCGCAACUCCAACUUUCAGAGAGACAAGUCUCUGCUCAUCGAGAACACUGAGAGAAAAGGCAACCUGGGAGCAACUGCUCAGCCCGGGACCAGAGCAACAGCCCUAAAGAGAAAGAAGCCAGUGGCUGCUACCAGAAGCUCCCCACGAAUCCAUUCCAACGACUCCACCACCCAGAAGAAAGCCCCACGUGCUCAGGGGCCCAGCGGUACCCAGUCUUCGCUGUUCUCUAGCAUGUGCUCUACGAGCGGUGGGGCGGGACGGGCCAGGGAAAACCAUCCCCCCAGUGAGCAGGGAGGCCCGAGUGGGGAGGGCACUCCCUGGAAUGUCACUUCUGUGCCCCCGGCUACCGCCGGAAGGGACGACGCCAGGGAGCUGCCCGCCAGCCCCACGGUUUACCCGGCUUAUGGCUCGGAGAUGCCUGUGGACAACGGCUGUUCCUCCCUCCUGCCGGCGGCCCUUUCUGCCUUGUCCCCGAACGAGGUCCCUGAGGUGGAUGAGGAGCAGGAGGGCUCCUCAGAUUGCAGGUGUGCUCUCCGAGAACAGUUCAAGGACAACUGCGAUCCCUGA